UUCUUCAACGCAACAUAUAGCCCUUCACUACCUAUAAAAGCGAAGAGGUACCAAAGCAAAAGUAUCAGUUGUAAAACACAUCAACCGAAUUCAACAUGAAGCUGUUCGUCAUUGCCGCUAUCUUGGCCGUCGCUGCCGCCGCUCCCUCCAGUUACAAAACUGAGGAGAAGAAAUACGAGAAGGACUACAAAUACCCCGAGAUCACCGUCGUCAGCCAAUCUGAUGAGCGCAACCUCGAUGGCAGCAGCCAGUGGAACUACGCCCAAUCCGACUACGCCACCCGUGCCGAAUCCCAGGCCCAGAAGAAAUUCACCGUCACCACCGUCGAUGAUUACGGCAAAGAAACCAAAGAGGAAGUCUACGGAAACACCAACCAGGGAUCUUCCUACUGGGUUUCUCCUGAAGGCGAGAAAUUCACUUUGACCUGGGUCGCCGAUGAUGCCGGAUUCCAGCCAAAGGGUGAUCACUUGCCCGUUGCCCCCGUCCACGUCUACGAGCUCCCAGUUGCCCCAGUCCAUGAGUACGAGCUCCCAGUUGCUCCCGUCCACGAAUACGAACUCCCCGUUGCCCCCGCUCUCCCGUACAAACGUACCGGAGCUGGAUACUAAAUUAUUAAAUUAUUUUGUGUUGUGUUGCCGUCAAAUCUUGCAAAGGUAUUCGAUGCAUCGACAUCGAAUAUGCUAGUGUAAAUACAAAAGCAGUGAAUUCAACAAAAA
This is a messenger RNA of Daphnia pulicaria, 716 nucleotides long. RefSeq names its product larval cuticle protein 65Ag1-like. Bases 96 to 608 code for a protein of 170 amino acids. Gene Ontology annotation, molecular function: structural constituent of chitin-based larval cuticle. The record is from RefSeq and is a predicted model, not a curated record. NCBI's taxonomy places the organism in Eukaryota, Metazoa, Arthropoda, Branchiopoda, Diplostraca, Daphniidae. Gene Ontology annotation, cellular component: chitin-based extracellular matrix. The transcript has 4 exons.